UUGUUUUUUGAUUUCGUGUUGGAGCGGGUGUGUGUUUGCGCGUUUGCUUUUUUGUUUUUCUAUAAAAGUUGCUGUAUUGUAUACAAACACAAACACAAACAGACGAUCGCCCCCACAUAGAAAACAUCAAAAUUUUAAGUGAAAAAUAAAUUUUUAGCAGUUCCAAGUGAGAAAGAAAUUCAGCAUGUUUAAUUUGGCCACUUUCAGGCGAUCUCUAAGCCUUGUGGCGGCGGCAAAGCGAAAUCAAGAAAAAACGCAAAUUAUCAGUUAUCAAAAGUUCAAGAUCCACUUGAGAAGCAGAAGCAGCAGCAGCAAAGUGAUGCUAGAUCAAAAUUCGUCAUCACCAAAUCAAACCAAAGUACACUCAAUAGCGGGUCCGUUACGUCCCGAUUCCCAUUCCAAUCCUUUACUUGCAGCAGCAGCUGAUGACAAUACAAGUGCAACUGGUGUUAACACCACCGAUGCCUGCAACAAUACCAAAGGCGGUGGCGGCAAUGGCAUCAACCUGAGCACCUCCAAUAGCGUUAUCACGAAUGAUCUGUUGGGCAAAUGGCGAAAGAACUUCUAUCAGGAACCGAAAAAUAUAUUAGCCCAAAAUGUUUGCUCCCGUGUCGAUCCGUUUGAUGUUUGCCUGUCACGCAAAACCCUGGAGACAACGAAUCAUGUGUUCAACUACAAAGUGGAAACGGAAGGGAAACCGGUGACGAAUCAACGUAGCUCUGGUCGCUGUUGGCUAUUUGCGGCAUUAAAUUGCAUACGAUUGCCGUUCAUGAAGAAUUACAAUUUGGAUGAAUUCGAAUUCUCGCAGGCGUUCCUCUUCUAUUGGGAUAAAAUUGAACGUUGUAAUUAUUUUCUAAAUAACAUUGUGAAAACGGCGCAACGUGGCGAGAAGGUCGAUGGUCGUUUGGUAUCAUUUCUAUUGCUCGAUCCCACAUCAGAUGGCGGUCAAUGGGAUAUGCUUGUCAAUUUGAUAGCCAAACAUGGUCUGAUGCCAAAGAAAUGUUUCCCGGAGAGCUUUAGCUGUGAGUCCAGCAUACGAAUGAAUGCCAUAUUGAAGAGUAAGCUUCGGGAAUAUGCGCGCCACCUGCGUGUCCUAAUGGAAAAGAAUCCAACCGAUGAGGAAAUCACCAAUAAGAUACAAGAGCAAAUGUCGGAAAUUUAUAAAGUUGUUGGCAUUUGUCUGGGCAUACCGUCUGAAACCUUCACCUGGGAAUAUUAUGACAAAAGCAAGAACUAUCAAUCAAUUGGGCCAGUUAGCUCGCUGGAAUUCUAUGAACGUUAUGUGAAACCGCAUUUCAAUGUGGAGGAUAAAGUGUGCCUCGUCACUGAUCCCCGUCCGACAAGUAAAUACGAUCAGGCCUACACUGUGGACUGUCUGGGCAAUGUGGUUGGCGGUCGUCCAGUGCUUUAUAAUAAUCAAUCGGUUGACUUACUUUUGGCCAUGGUGACGAAAUCCCUAAAGGCCGGCGAGGCCGUUUGGUUUGGCUGUGAGGUUAGCAAACGUUUUGCCUCUAAGCAGGGCAUCGAAGAUAUGGAUGUACAUGAUUUUAAGCUGGUCUUUGAUAUUGAUAUACAAACAACAUUCUCCAAGGCAGAUCGUCUCAUCUAUGGUGAAUCAGCAAUGACGCAUGCCAUGGUCUUUACAGCUGUCUCCGUUGAUAAAAACGGCAUUGCCCAGAAAUUGCGUGUGGAAAACUCCUGGGGUGAGGAUCGCGGCGAGAAGGGAUAUUUGGUUAUGUGCGCCGAUUGGUUUAGAGAGUUUGGCUUUGAGGUUGUGGUCGAUAAGAAAUAUGUACCGGAGGAUGUUUUGCGUGUCUUUGAUAUGGAUCCCAUUGUGUUGCCUGCCUGGGAUCCCAUGGGUACUUUGGCCCAAUAAACCAUAUAAGAAAAUGGGAAAAGCUUUACGAUAAAACAACACCAGCAGCAACACAACAAUAACCCGCUAAGCAUGCAAACAACAUUACAACAAAACAAAAAACAAAAAAAAAAAAGAAAAGAAAGUGUAAUGAAAAACGAAAAGAACGUAGUUUAAUUUUUGUUUUGCUUAAUUUUUUCCCCCUUUCUGUCACCUUCUGUUUUCUUCCCCCCCACCCUCAUUCUAUUUUAUACUUUUUUUUUUUUUGCGUUCUACAAUCUUUUAGUUAUUCUUUUUAUAUAAUAUUCUUCCAACGGCGGCACGGCGGAAGUUGAGCAAUAAGGAUUAUCCAAUUAUCACUCCCACUCUCCCCCCAACACCCUCCAUUUUUUUAAAAUGUAAAUGCAUUUUUUUUACGUAUACACAUUACAAAAUAUUAACGAAAUAAAUAUACAUACUAUUUGAAUACAAAA
Messenger RNA from Drosophila willistoni, 2328 nucleotides. Its product is annotated as bleomycin hydrolase. The record is from RefSeq and is a predicted model, not a curated record. Gene Ontology annotation, biological process: response to toxic substance; proteolysis; L-homocysteine catabolic process. The transcript has 5 exons. Gene Ontology annotation, molecular function: cysteine-type aminopeptidase activity. NCBI's taxonomy places the organism in Eukaryota, Metazoa, Arthropoda, Insecta, Diptera, Drosophilidae. Gene Ontology annotation, cellular component: cytoplasm. Bases 185 to 1876 code for a protein of 563 amino acids.